AUGAAGCACUACGUUCUAUUACUUUGCAUUGUGGCAGUUCUUCGAGAUUCCGAAGCGCUACGUAAAGGAUCCACGGAUUAUGAAGAUAUGUCCUUCUGGCUGAAGUCCGGCCAAGAGACCCUGCACAGAAUCCUGUCGGAGCAGAAAAACGAGAAUCGUGCCAAAAACGUGAUCAUCUUCAUCGGGGAUGGUAUGGGUCUGUCCACCAUUACGUCCGGUCGAAUCUAUAUAGGUCAGCUCAAUGGCCAAAGCGGUGAAGAAUACCAACUCGCGUUCGAGAAAUUCUCCAACGCCGGCCUCGCCAAGACUUACAACGUAGACAAACAAGUACCGGAUUCGGCAGGGACGGCAACUGCUAUAUUUUCUGGCGUGAAAACCAAAUACAGGGUUAUUGGACUGGAUGCCAGAGCUGAAUAUGGCAAAUGUGAUAAGAAAAUCAACGCAUUAAGCAAAGUCACCACGGUAGCUGACUGGGCACAGCAAUCCGGCAUGGAUACUG
Messenger RNA from Temnothorax curvispinosus, 499 nucleotides. Its product is annotated as alkaline phosphatase 4-like. Gene Ontology annotation, biological process: dephosphorylation. Lineage: Eukaryota; Metazoa; Arthropoda; Insecta; Hymenoptera; Formicidae. The record is from RefSeq and is a predicted model, not a curated record. The annotation marks the transcript as partial. The transcript is spliced from 3 exons. Gene Ontology annotation, molecular function: alkaline phosphatase activity.